CCCGCUUCUUUGGAAGGCAAGGUGAGGAGAAGCAGUAAAGAGAAACGGUUCUAUACACGAAGCUCUGAAAAAUGAUGAUGAUCGGAAGAUCACCUCACUCACAUCCGACCGUCCAAGUCCCUCCUUGGGACGUUAUGGAUGAUCCAACGGUUGAUGUUCAUUCCCCAUUUUCCGUUACACCCAACAACUACUCCACUAGUCCUGAUUCUGGUUUUGACGCCUUAACGGCGUUGCAGCGUUACCUGCCGUCGAAUGCUAACGACGUCUUGUUCGAUUCUGACGGCUUGGACAUUCCCGUGGACGCUUUCUCAUGCGAUAAUUUCCGCAUGUAUGAGUUCAAAGUGAGGAAGUGUGCACGUGGAAGGUCACAUGACUGGACGGAAUGUCCGUACGCUCAUCCCGGCGAAAAGGCUCGCCGUCGGGAUCCUCGGAAGUAUCAUUACUCCGGCACUGCUUGUCCGGAUUUUCGUAAAGGUCUGUGUAAGAAAGGCGAUGCAUGUGAGUACGCGCACGGCGUAUUCGAGUGUUGGCUUCACCCUGCUCGAUAUCGUACGCAGCCUUGUAAGGACGGGACCCACUGUCGCCGGCGCGUGUGCUUCUUCGCUCACACGCCGGAGCAACUCCGACUUCUCCCACAGAACAGUCCGCGAAGCCACGCUGCUGAGUCCUGUGACUCCUUCGACGGAUCACCGAGUCGAUUCGGUUUUGACUCGUUCUCCUCGUCUCCGCCGUUUGACUCGCCUCCGAUGACUCCGAGUGGAUCACUGAGUCUCAACUCAAUUAACGGACUGGCUGAGUCGAUGCGUAAUAUGCAGAUUGGGAUGGUUAGAGGUAUGAGUAGCCCUACUUGGGGGUUGCAAAUGGGUUCUCCAGGGUUUGGUUCACCGCGGAGCCCAUCAACGCUCCGACCCGGGUUUAUGAGCCUUCCAACAACUCCGACCCGGAACCCGACCCGCUCUGGACGGGCUGUGUUCGACCACUGGGAGAAGACUUGCGAAGAGGAGCCAGCGAUGGAGAGGGUAGAAUCUGGAAGGGAUCUCCGAGCCAGAAUUUAUGCUAAACUCAGCAUGGAAAACUCGCUUGACUCGGGUGCUCCGGAUGUUGGAUGGGUUUCAGAACUCGUGAAAUGAUCCGGGUUCGGGUUAUGAUUCGUUUUGCUGUAAUGGUUUUAUUGGAUCUGCGGCUUCUGACUUGUAAAUACAUGCUGCUGCUUAUUUACUGAAGAUUAUUGGUGUAAAUAGCCUGUUUCGGCUGGAGAGAUUAGCCUUUUAAUCCCUAUUUUGUGUUUGCUUAUUUGGGUAUUUUUAUUAGGUCAGAAAACUGAAAAAAAGAAAAGAGUAGUAGGAGUUUGAAUAUUUUGUACAUAAGAAAAAAAUCUAGGAACAAGGGAUCUUUCUUUAUUGCAGGAGCUGCAGAUGUAUAUGAUUAUCGAUUUGUAUUCUCAUUUCAGUCAUUUUUUGCUAAUUUUUAAAGCUUUUUGGUAUAUUGAAAGUUUCUUGAUUUGA
Molecule: messenger RNA, 1505 nt
Organism: Nicotiana attenuata
Lineage: Eukaryota; Viridiplantae; Streptophyta; Magnoliopsida; Solanales; Solanaceae
Product: zinc finger CCCH domain-containing protein 20
Exons: 1
Coding region: 72-1130 (352 amino acids)
Molecular function (GO): metal ion binding
Source: RefSeq, a predicted model, not a curated record